This is a messenger RNA of Lolium rigidum, 732 nucleotides long. RefSeq names its product glucosamine 6-phosphate N-acetyltransferase 1-like. The record is from RefSeq and is a predicted model, not a curated record. Gene Ontology annotation, molecular function: glucosamine 6-phosphate N-acetyltransferase activity; monosaccharide binding. Gene Ontology annotation, cellular component: endoplasmic reticulum; Golgi apparatus; endoplasmic reticulum-Golgi intermediate compartment. Gene Ontology annotation, biological process: UDP-N-acetylglucosamine biosynthetic process. Lineage: Eukaryota; Viridiplantae; Streptophyta; Magnoliopsida; Poales; Poaceae. The transcript has 2 exons. Bases 1 to 504 code for a protein of 167 amino acids.
AUGGAGAAACCGCAAGCAGCCACGGUGGCGUCGGAGGCUGACGCCGGCGCCGGCGACGGCGCCGACGGGUACCGCAUCCGGCCGCUGGAGCCCGGGGACAUCUCCAAGGGCUUCUGCGACCUCCUCGCGCAGCUCUCCCCGUCCGCGCCGCUCACCGAGGACGCCUACCGCACCCGCUUCGCGGAGCUCGCGCGCCUGGGCGCCGACCACCUGGUCCUCGUCGCGGAGCACGCCGCCACGGGCCGCCUCGCCGCGGCGGGGGCGGUGCUCGUGGAGCGCAAGUUCAUCCGCCGCUGCGGCGCCGUGGGACACGUCGAGGACGUGGUGGUGGACGCCGCCGCGCGCGGCCGGGGCCUCGGCGAGCGCGUCGUGCGCCGGCUCGUGGAGCACGCCAGGGGGAGGGGGUGCUACAAGGCCAUACUGAACUGCGCACCGGAGCUCAAGGGGUUCUACGCCAAGGUCGGGUUCCAGGAGAAGAACGUCCAGAUGGGGCUCUACUUCUGAUCUAGCUAUGCAAUGCUGGCGAUCUUUUUGAAGAAGGUGGCCAUAUCUUGUUAGACCAGGUCAGAACAAGGAUGAUGAUUGCCAUGUUGUCUUGUGUUGUACUAGUCACUCGUGAGUAUUCAAAACUCAGAAGGGACAGGUCGAAAGGAAGUCCUAAUGAUAGAUGGAUAUUCUACAGUUGACUCGCAUUAUAUCUGUUAGUAGUGGGAAGGGAAAGUUGACAACAUU